GUGACGCGUUUUAAAACCGUGAGCUCUUCGGCCUAGAGCUGACAAUAUCACUAGUGGGCCAGGCAGUUACACUAUAUGUGGAUGUUUUAAAUUAAGAUAUUAAUUUUUUUUAAAAAAAUUAUUGGUUAUUUUUUAAUUUUUAAAUAUUAAUUGAAUUAAUCAAAAUAAAUUAAUUUGGGGAUGAAUGAUUAUAUUGGUCUUUAAUUAAAUGCUAUUUAAUUUUCGGAAUUAAUUCGGGACUCUGAAUUGGGAUCACGCCGUAGUUCUUCCAAGUGUGACAAUUGCGCAAGUGCAAUAUUGUGGUUUUGACUCCAAUUAUUUUUUAUUAAAAAAAAAAGACAAAUCUGUCUCAAUUAUUCUGCUCGAAAACUCAAUAUUAUAUAAAGGGUAUAUGUAUAUGCUAAUGUAAAGUGGUUUGCACGUCUCUGUUGGUGGCCACCACUUCUAUUGCUGCAUUGCCUAUAUAAUGUUUUCUUCUGAGCCUGCAUUAGCAUUCAUCUCUUCCUGCUUUUUAGACAGAAAAGAGAGAUAUGGCUGCUAUGGCAAUGAAAUUGCUGGCUGCAUUACUCCUAGUGGGAUGCGCCAAUUUAGCUUUGGCUUGGGAUGGAGCUGCUGGAGUGAUACAUGUGGGUGGCAAAGUAAUGUGCCAGGAUUGCACCAAGGGCUACAAUGAAUGGGUUAAUGGUGAUAGACCCAUUAAAGGAUGCAAGGUAUCUCUUACAUGCAUGGAUGAAAGAAGAAGAGUUAUGUACUAUAACAGUGAUGUGACAGAUAAGUUAGGGCAAUUUGAUAUGACUGUGAACAAGUACAUUAAUGGGAAGGAGUUAAAGGAGAAGUUGUGUGCAGUGAGACUUGUAUCAUCUCCAGAUCCUACCUGCAAUAUUCUCACUGACUUUGCUGGUGGAAAAUCAGGGGUGAAGCUCAGGCAACCCACCUUGAUUUAUCGUGAUAUGGUUAAAUAUGUGCUUGGCCCAUUUUAUUUCACUAGUCCAAUGUGUGAUCAACCUGAUACUAGUGAAUCUAAUUAUUACCAUGGAAGUAAUUAUUGACUUCUUGUUUUUAAUUUU
Molecule: messenger RNA, 1067 nt
Organism: Hevea brasiliensis (rubber tree)
Lineage: Eukaryota; Viridiplantae; Streptophyta; Magnoliopsida; Malpighiales; Euphorbiaceae
Product: pistil-specific extensin-like protein
Exons: 2
Coding region: 531-1049 (172 amino acids)
Source: RefSeq, a predicted model, not a curated record